Symbiodinium pilosum is the source of this 2202-nucleotide messenger RNA. The record is from the annotation of a GenBank genome assembly. NCBI's taxonomy places the organism in Eukaryota, Dinophyceae, Suessiales, Symbiodiniaceae.
GAGGAGUGUGUGAGCGCGAUCCACAUCCGGACCGACUUGGCCCCCGAGGAGCUGCGCAAGCACGGAGACGACGCCCUUGCUGAAGCCGCUGUUGCAAGUGCUUCGUUCAAAGAGGGGUGUGGUGCUGUAGAUGCCCACACGUCCAAGAGUGGCUCCAGUGUUGCAGCUGCAGUAUGCAAAGGGUUCCUGAAGACUUUGAAGCGUAAAGAUCCUGGUAGGAUAAGGCGCAUGCUGAGACAAGUUGCAGCACGUAUCCGACACAGCAAACAGCGGGAACUGAUUCAGGAUUUGAGAUGGAAUGAAAAGAACGUUGCUAAAGCUUUAGCUCGGUGGAGUGCAGUUUUUGCUGUGGGGUCUACUUCUGCAGACCCCAGCCCUGAUGCUCCCAUGACAGAUCCCCUGGAGGACUCAGAGGAUGAAGAGUUGGUCGAAGAUGCUCCCAGUGGUGAUGGUCGAAAUGCCGUGUCCGGGAACUCGCUGAGAAGCUCCCUGGCUCACGACGGCAUAAGUUUUGAGAUUCCGCCCGGUAGAAAGUUGGCUAAAGAGAUUCAAGAGGGUCUGAAGAAGGCUCACUGCAACUUAGGUCAUCCUGGUAAGAAGGAUUUUCAGCGUUUUCUCAAGCUGGGAGGGGCUAAACAGGAAGUUGUUGAAGCUGUCGAAUGGAUGAGAUGUUUGUCAUGUGCGCACUCCACGAAACCUAAGACCCAUCGAGCUACCAACAUUCCUCCAUGUUCCAUUACUUUCGGAGAUGAGGUGCAUUUAGAUUGCAUUUGCGUGCAUGAUGGGGCCAUGGAGAGUCAUUGGUACUUGUCCAUCAUUGACCGUGCCACUAGCUAUCAUAUCCUUGAGCUCCUUAGAGACCACAGUCCUCUUGAACUCAACAAAGCUUUUGAUCGGGCCUGGUCGAAGUGGGCUGGACCUCCGAUACAGGUCUCGGUUGACUUUGAAGGCGGUUUCCGUGGGAAAGAGUUUUGGACACAGGUUUCUGAAGCGGGUACAUCACUCGUUUCGAUCGCCGGAACGGCGCACUGGCAAGCUGGAAAGGUUGAGCGUUGGCAGAGCGACACGGCUGGAAACCCCGUGGUUGUUAGUGCAAGUCGAUUCUCCCACUGUGGAACGAGUUUCGACAAUGCUGUUCUUGCAUAUGGCAAUGAGUUACGGCUGUGGAAGCGUUUUCCUUUUGGGACAUGGGAACGAGUUGCGGACAAGGCCUGUGGUGUUACGUACUGUGGUAAGGAAAUUCGUCUUAGGGAAGAGAAUGGCAAACGAAGCAUCACUCUGUCUCAAGAUGGUUUUAUCGCUGGCCGCUUGGAAGAAAUGGAGAUAGCUAAGGAGCGUAAAGGGAUGCCCCAGCUACAUGCCACUGAAGAGGAACGUGCUGAGUAUAGGUCCAUUGUUGGUAGUUUGCAGUGGAUUGCCACCCAGUCUAGGCCCGAUUUGAGUUUCGAAACCAAUCAGCUUCAGAAGAGAAUUGCUGAUUUGAGGGUAGGAGAUCUUGUUCGGGCUAAUAAAGCAGUUCGUGAAGCUAAGCAGCAUCGAAUGCAGCUCGUGUUCGAAGAUCUAGGGAAAGAUGCGCAGUUGGUGGUGUAUUCGGACGCGGGGCUGUACUCGAGCGUGGGGGUGGAAAUAUCCGAGAGAGAUGCUGACGACAUUUUGCAGGGCCCCACUGACAAGAAACUUGUGUACUCUCAAAAGGGAGGAGUUGUGGGGUUUGUUCGAUGGGGAUGCACCGAGGUAAAGGGAGAGCCUGGGCGCAUCAACAUUUUGGACUGGCGAAGCAGUACUAACAAGCGUGUCAUAGAAUCCAGCUUCGCUGCUGAAAACCACGCUGCACUUAUGGCGCUAGGCAUGGGCCACUUCUCCCAAGUCAUGACUAGUGAACUUAAGUUCGGUUCUGAAGUCAUCAGUAGCGUGGAAGAUGAUGGAUGGAAUGAUUUGGUGUCCAUGGUGUUGGUGACUGAUUGUAAGUCUAUUUACGAUACGGUUCAUAAGGAUGGGCAGCACAUCAGUGAUAAGUCCAGUGUCAUUCAAGCGGUGCUUCUCCGGCAGAUUUUAACUACGCGAGACACACCGGGUAAGACCCGCUUACUUUGGGUUCCCACCAGGCAUCAAAUAGCUGAUGGCCUGACAAAAGGGGGCCGGGCGAAAGAGCUCAGAGAGCAGUUUCGGUGUGGCGUAGUCUUUCGAGAGGAAGCGUGGUAA